This is a messenger RNA of Megalops cyprinoides (Indo-Pacific tarpon), 1240 nucleotides long. Its product is annotated as arrestin domain-containing protein 3-like. The coding region runs from base 135 to 1046 and encodes 303 amino acids. Gene Ontology annotation, cellular component: plasma membrane; cytoplasm. The transcript is spliced from 6 exons. NCBI's taxonomy places the organism in Eukaryota, Metazoa, Chordata, Actinopteri, Elopiformes, Megalopidae. The record is from RefSeq and is a predicted model, not a curated record. Gene Ontology annotation, biological process: protein transport.
ACAGGGAAGAAUGAAGUCAUUGAAGUCUCAAAUUAAUUUAGAUCUAGUAACGUAAGUGACAGUGAAAAUUAAGUGAAAAAAUAUCCACUUAAUUUUGAGAUCAACGUUAUCUCCGACACGUUUUUAGAGGAACGAUGCCAUCAACUGUGAAUAAUAUCUCGAUAAGUUACGAUGCCAUCAACGAGAGCAACACCUUCACGAGCGGAGAUUUCAUUACGGGGACAAUCAUUCUGGAGCUUGCAAACAACACUGAGAUUAAAUCGCUCUCAGUUAAAGCUAAGGGAAAGACGGUCGUACGCUGGACCGAGUAUCGUAACAAAACUAUCGUGAUUCACCAUGCAAAAGAAAAGCACUUCUCAAUUCUACAACACAUUCUGCAGAAACAGAGUGGAGAUAAUAAUGUAAUUGUUGAGGGAACCCACGUGUACCCAUUCACGUUCCAGAUUCCACAUGGAGAUAUGCCAUCAUCAUUUAUUGCCUUUCAUGGGAAGGUCAUCUACACACUCAAGGCCAAAUUGAGGCAGUCAAUGGGAUUGCCUAGCAAGGCCAAGACUACCUUCAACUUUCUUUCAAAGCCUGAUAUGAGUAUUCCUCAACUAAUGUCACCCCAGUAUGGCACAAAGAGUAAGAAGAUGAUGCUGUUCACCUCUGGGAAUGCUUCCAUCAACAUUAGUACUGAAAGAAUGGGUUACAGGCAAGGUGAAGGGUUAAAGGUCAUAGCAGAAAUUGAAAACAGUUCAUCACGCGCACUUGCACCCAAGUAUGCUAUAUACCAAAAGCAGAGCUUCUUUGCCAGAGGGGAGAAAAGAGUUAGCACCAUGGAAAUCCUAAAGGAGGUAGGAGAGCCCAUCCCUCCCUCCACAAAUCAGAAGAUAACCAAAGUGCUGAACAUCCCUCCUGACCUGCCAAUCUCCAUCCUAAAGUGCCCAAUCCUCAAAGUGGAGUACAAGCUGAAGGUCUACCUGGACGUUCCCUAUGCCACAGACCCGGAGAUCAAAGUUCCAUUGGUUAUUCUGCCUGCUCAUGGAUUCAGUCAGGUGGUCUAGCCAGGCACAUCUGCAGGUUCAACAAUAUGGCAAUUCUAAUCAACCAGGAAGGAAUAACUAUCCACCCCAACCUGUCCCUGGGCUGUAUGCACCCCAGUUUUCCCCUGGGGUGUAUCCAUCCCAAAAUGCCUUUGGCACACAACCACCCAAGGCUCCAACUGGAAUAUGAUCCAUCCUUCACUGAUGUAGAGAGA